This is a messenger RNA of Daldinia childiae, 1302 nucleotides long. Its product is annotated as Endoglucanase. The coding region runs from base 1 to 1302 and encodes 433 amino acids. The transcript has a single exon. Lineage: Eukaryota; Fungi; Ascomycota; Sordariomycetes; Xylariales; Hypoxylaceae. The record is from RefSeq and is a predicted model, not a curated record. Gene Ontology annotation, molecular function: hydrolase activity, hydrolyzing O-glycosyl compounds.
AUGUAUCAGAUCCUCCUCUUCAUAUUCCUCUUUCUCGGCGGUUAUGUCCAUUAUCUGUGGAAAGCCGAGGCUGCCCUUCACGAACCGUGGGUUCCGGACGUAGGCGACCGACUCUUUAGCCAGCGACCUCUUCCCCCGUUUAAGGAAUUGUCUAGUAUAGCAACCUAUACCUUUCCUCUACGGACUCAGGGCCGGGAUAUCGUCGAUGCAACCGGCCGUCGCUAUAAACUCGCCAGUGUCAAUUGGUAUGGAGCGAGCGAUGAGCUCUUCAUCCCCGGCGGACUCGAAGUACAGCAUCGGUCCGUGAUUGCUGAAACUAUUCGCAUGCUGGGCUUCAACAGCGUACGCUUACCUUACUCGGACGAAAUGGUCAUCCGCAACCCGCAUAUCCUUCCUCACCUUCUCACCGCCAAUCCCGACCUCGUAGGUCUACGCGCUCUCGAUAUACUUCAAGCCGUUGUUGAGGCAUUGACCGAUGCCGGCAUCGCUGUCAUCCUCAACAAUCACAUCACAAGUGCGACGUGGUGCUGCGGCGCUGAUCCGUGCGACGCCGGCUGGGCCAACGACCAAUUCGGCCCCUUGUGCAAAAUCUCACAGACCGAGGAGGAGUGGAUACAACAUUGGGAGACAAUCAUGAAGCCGUUUGUGAAUAAUCCAAGGGUUAUCGGCGCCGACCUCAGGAACGAGGUCCGCGGCGUCUGGGGCACCAUGUCGUGGAAUCGCUGGGCGGACGCUGCCGAGAAAUGCGGAAACAGGCUCCUCAAGAUGAACAGCGACUGGCUGAUCGUCGUCGGCGGGACCGAGUCCGGGAACGAUCUGACGAAGGUAAGCGAGCGGCCAAUCAAACUCGAUGUGGCGGAUCGCGUCGUGUACUCGGCGCACGUGUACGCGUGGUCUGGAUGGGGUAGCCGGGAGGGCCGGUACGCGAAGCGCAGCUACGCGUCCUUCAUCCAGGCGAUGCGCCAGAACUGGGCGUACCUAGUCGAAGACAACGUGGCGCCCGUCUGGGUGGGCGAAUUCGGCGCACCGCACCAUCCCGGCGCCGGCGACGCAAAUUACUGGCGGAACCUGCUGCGGUACCUCAAGCGCAUCGACGCCGACUUCGGGUACUGGGCCAUCAACCCGCGCAAGCCGAAAGACAACGUCCAGGAGUCAUACGCGCUCGUGCACGACGACUGGAUCACGCCGAUUCUGGAUUAUCGCAUGCGUGAUAUGACGGAGUUGAUUGCCGGCUCAGGAGAGGGUGGUGUUGGCGAGUAUACGUCGGAUGGGGGCAAGAGCUUUGGCCCGGGAGGUAUGUAG